AUGGAGACCAAUGACGACAUGCGUCCCGAGCCGCCGGUGCUUGAGCGAGACGGCUUUCAGCUGAGCCAAGAUAAGCGGCUCACAGUGGCCGGGAUCGAGCGCAUGGACAGCCGACGUGUGGCGGUGCUCCUCCACCCGGAACACUACCCGGACAAGAUCCGCACGCAGAGUGAUCGGGAUGAGAUUUUGGACGAGACGCGCCGACUGUUCGUGAAGCCUUGGUUCGCUGCUCAACUGACGCACUACGGGAUCAAGUUCGCUGCGAAAGCGUCCCUAGAUCGGCUCUGGAAAGUUCUUGAGAAGGCGGUCGACUCGGGAAAGUGCGAUGUCGUCCCGGAAGCAAUCGAGCGAAUGCAGCAGCGCAUGCGCCGCGACUACGAGGUCAUGUUCCAUGAGUGGGAGGACCAGGCUCGUUCCUGGGACGCGGCAAAGGAAAGACAUGGCGAUGAAGCCUUCGCCAGGUGCACAACACUGGGGUAG
Messenger RNA from Colletotrichum higginsianum IMI 349063, 480 nucleotides. RefSeq lists its product as uncharacterized. NCBI's taxonomy places the organism in Eukaryota, Fungi, Ascomycota, Sordariomycetes, Glomerellales, Glomerellaceae. The record is from RefSeq and is a predicted model, not a curated record. Bases 1 to 480 code for a protein of 159 amino acids. The transcript is spliced from 2 exons.